This is a messenger RNA of Brassica napus (rape), 2015 nucleotides long. RefSeq names its product poly(ADP-ribose) glycohydrolase 1. The coding region runs from base 107 to 1615 and encodes 502 amino acids. Gene Ontology annotation, cellular component: nucleus; cytoplasm. Gene Ontology annotation, biological process: regulation of DNA repair; nucleotide-sugar metabolic process; ATP generation from poly-ADP-D-ribose. The transcript has 11 exons. Gene Ontology annotation, molecular function: poly(ADP-ribose) glycohydrolase activity. The record is from RefSeq and is a predicted model, not a curated record. NCBI's taxonomy places the organism in Eukaryota, Viridiplantae, Streptophyta, Magnoliopsida, Brassicales, Brassicaceae.
ACGCCGUCGUUCUCACUCUUUGACUUUAAGUUUCUGUCCGACUCCGACGGCGGCAGAAACUUGUCGCAGAAGCGAUUCGCCGACUGAUUCCAAGACGAAUCCAAAAAUGGAGAGCCGUGAAGAUCUCAACUCCAUCCUCCCCUACCUCCCGCUUCUCAUCCGUUCAUCCUCUCUCUAUUGGCCACCGCGCGUGGUGGAAGCCCUUAAAGCCAUGUCCGAAGGCCCAACUCAUUCCCGAGUUGACUCGGGAGAAGUUCUAUGGCAAGCUAUUUCCGAUAUGAGGCGAUCACUUUCCCUAUCAGCUCGCCUUCUCUCCCCCUCUGCUCCUCAAGGCUACGCCCUCCUCUUCGACGAACUGAUUCAUGGGAGAGAUUCGAAGAGAUGGUUCGAUGAGAUUAUACCGGCGUUGGCGAGGUUGCUCCUUCAGCUUCCGUCUCUGUUGGAAAUGCAUUUUCAGAAUGCUGAUGGUGCUGUUAGUGGAGUCGAGACGGGUUUGCGGUUGUUAGAGCCCCAACAAGCUGGCGUAGUUUUCCUCAGACAGGAGUUAAUUGGAGCGCUUCUUGCCUGCGCUUUCUUUUGUUUGUUUCCAGUUUCUAAUAGAGGUGCAAAAGACCUUUCAGUCAUCAACUUCGAUAAUUUGUUUGCGAGCCUUUAUGAAAGUUACAGUGAAAGUCAUGAAAGCAAGAUACGGUGUAUUAUGAAUUACUUCGAAAGGGUGUGCUCCUGCAUGCCUACUGGGACUGUUUCAUUUGAACGCAAGAUUCUUCCAGCUGAAUACCACAAUUCUUCUACCACUGCUCCUGAUGCUGAUUUUUGGAGCAAGUCUGACAUCUCCCUUUGUGCUUUUAAGGUUCACUCUUCUGGGCUAAUAGAAGAUCAAUCUGACAAUGCUCUGGAAGUGGACUUUGCAAACAAGUAUCUUGGAGGUGGUUCCCUGAAUAGGGGGUGCGUACAGGAGGAGAUACGCUUCAUGAUCAACCCUGAAUUAAUCGCUGGCAUGCUUUUCUUGCCUCGCAUGGAUGACAAUGAGGCUAUAGAAAUAGUUGGUGCAGAAAGAUUUUCAUGUUACACAGGGUAUGCAUCUUCGUUUCGGUUUGCUGGUGACUACAUUGACAAGAAGACAGUGGAUGCUUUCGAAAGGCGAAGAACCAGAAUUGUUGCAAUAGAUGCCUUAUGUGCCCCGAAGAUGAGACACUUUAAAGAUGUGUGCCUUUUGCGGGAGAUUAACAAGGCUCUAUGUGGCUUUUUAAUUCAAAGAAAAUCUUGGCAGCACCAGAAUAAAGGAGACAAUGAUAUUCAGCUUGCCAGUAACGACAAAUAUUCUGGUCUCUUGCAUACAGAAACCUCAACGUCUCAUGGAGCUGCAUUGGAUGAUGCCGAGACAAAUAGAGAAAAACAAGCUAGCAAUUUUGUCAGAGAUGUGGAAGGAUCCGAUUGCAUGAAUCAUGAAGAUGUUGGUGUGGCGACUGGUAAUUGGGGGUGUGGUGUUUUUGGAGGAGACCCAGAACUAAAGGCUAUGAUCCAAUGGCUUGCUGCUUCCCAGGCGCGGAGACCAUUUAUAUCAUACUACACCUUUGGAGCACAGGCCCUUGAAAACCUAGAUCAGGGCAGGUGACCAAGUGGAUUCUAUCCCAUGAUUGGACCGUUGGAGAUCUCUGGAACAUGAUGCUAGAAUAUUCUGCUCAAAGGCUGUACAAGCAAACAAAUCUUGGCUUCUUCUCUUGGCUACUUCCAUCUCUACCUACCAACAAUGAGGCCAUCUCGCCGUCUUGACUCUCUGCAAAUUUGCCUUGAUCAAGUCGAUUGCCGCAUUUCAAACUGUACCUAUGCGUUUUCCCACACAGAUAUGUAAAAGUGAUUAUUUUCAACUAAGUUGUAUUAUCACUACUAGAGUACUAGUCCUUGAUCAUCAAGCAUCAUUUAUUAGGUGCACUAGUCAUGCUGCUGUAUGGUGGUACUGGUCAAUUGUUUGAAUAACUCUUAAUAUUUGAAUGAAACAACUUCUUUUGUCUUGU